AUGUCGGCACAAUCACACGAUCCAGCGCCGCACUUCGAGACACCUCCGACCAAACGUCGUCGAAUCAGUCUAGCUUGCAACGCCUGUCGCGUGCGCAAGUCGAGGUGUGAUGGGCAACGCCCCUCGUGCUCGUCUUGUAUAGGACUCGGUUUUGUAUGCCACUAUGAGCCCACCGACUCCGCGGCCAACGUUCUUGUUCGUAAGGAGUACCUUUCUGACCUGGAAAAUCGCGUCGCCGCCAACGAGCGAGGGCUUCAGCGGCUCGACAAUUUGUUACAAUGCCAUCUAUCCAACUGUGCCGAGAGCACACUCGACAGUACUGUGCGACAGUCUCAGCCUUCUGCUGCAUCGGGAGCGAUGUUGCCGCCGGAAGAGAGUCCCAAUCGCGCCAACGUCUUGGAGGAGCCGCAAGAUGAAGACGCACUGAUGAAUGGGAUGGCCAUGACCUUUACCGAAGAGCGUACGUCUGCUUACUUUGGAGAGUCAUCAAAUCUACACUUUACGCGGGUGCUGCUGCGUGCGACCGCGGCAUUCCACCAGUCCCAAUCGACCUCGUUGGCCCAAAUGAAGGCUGACAGAGAAUCGAUCUUGGUGGAGAGCAAUAUGGAGAGACUGUCUCAAUUUCAUUCCUCGCCUCUUACGGCUUCUUCAAAUGUUCCAGAAUCUGCACUUACCGCUCUCCCGUCUGAUGAAGUCAUGCAGAAGUUGCUCGAUGUCUAUUUCGACACUGCCGGCGUUGUGUUCCCGGUUAUCCACGAAGGUACAAUGAGACAGGCAUACGCCGAAUUCAAAGCCAAUGGCUUUACAAAGGUUCGUAGAACAUGGCUGGGCACUCUAAAUAUGAUAUUUGCAAUGGCAAGCAAGUUCCAUCAAUACGGAAACCAAGACGAAUCCGGCAAGACAAGUAUCGAUUCUUCAGAUCAUUUUUACGAACGGGCAAAGGGACUUUGCGACACAAUUGCAAAAUCAGUAAUAAGUAUCGAGAUCAUACAAUACCUCGUACUGGUCGUUGUCCAUUGCCAGGGUACACAGAGAUCUAUCCAAGCUUGGAACAUAUUCGGUCUGCUGUUGCGCUCGGCAAUUGCUCUGGGCCUUCAUAGCGACCACCACAGGAAAGACCUCGCCCCGGCUGUCCAAGAGACCUAUCGUCGCACCUGGAUGGUCAUUUAUGGCCUAGACAAGGUUCUGAGUGUGGUCUUCGGAAGACCAUGCGCGAUCAUGGAUCAGGCGGUGCUUGGUCGCCUGUCCACCCCGUUGUCGUCUCAUACGCAGCACGAUAGUCCGGGCAAUAUGGAUGAUCUACCAGGGCAGUUCCUAAAUGUGUCAUUUUCACUCUACCAGCUCAUGGGUAUUUCGCUGGUGAAGCAGUACGGCGCGAUCGCAGAGGCCAGCAACGUCGACACGGACGAACUGGCGUCACUACAGUCAAUAGAGGAACUCCGAAAGAGUCUCAAAUCGUGGGCUUCCAGCCUUCCCGCACACCUCCGGCUUUGCACGCCCCAGUCAGCAAUACUCCUCGAGAACACCCAGGCAAAUAGAUUGCGCGUCAUCCUAACUCUCAGGUACCACAACCUGAACAUGCUCAUACAUCGGCCACUGCUUAGUUCGACACUAGCACGCGCGUCUCAAGGGGGCAACAUGCACCACUGGACCUCACCAUACGUAUUCCAGCUUGCCACCGCAGGGGCCUAUGAAUGUGUGCACUCAGCGGAAAGAACCAUCGACAUUGUCCACGCAAUUGUGAGCACCGACCCCACGAGCAACAACAACUUGGGCGUGUGGUACUUCACCUUAUACUACUCAUUCACAGCGUCAUUGAUAGUCUGCGGCCGGUGGCUGUUGGCCAAACAUGGGCCGAACAGCCCCGAUGAAGACGCCAUAGCCCACUGCCAAAGCAUUCUCAGCAAAGCUCAAACAAUAUUUCAGGCGCUCAGUAACGAUGAUGCUCUGCCAGAGAGCUGUUCGAAGUACAUUAGCAACCUAUCCGACAUCUUCAACUCCCGAGGUUCGAUCGCAUCUGACGAGGCCGUCGACGAUCCACGCUCUACGGCGGGUGAAACACAAUCUGAAGACUCACCGGUCCACGUGAACAGUACCACAUUCAUGAAUGCGGAAGGGCACGAUGCGUUUGAGUUCUUGACUUCUGAGCUGUUAGAGCCUUCAGCUUUCGAAGGCUUUGGGUGGGCCAUGGAUGGUACUUUACGUGGGAUAGUCUAG
Exophiala spinifera is the source of this 2217-nucleotide messenger RNA. RefSeq lists its product as uncharacterized. Gene Ontology annotation, biological process: positive regulation of transcription from RNA polymerase II promoter by galactose; DNA-templated transcription. The record is from RefSeq and is a predicted model, not a curated record. Gene Ontology annotation, cellular component: nucleus. Lineage: Eukaryota; Fungi; Ascomycota; Eurotiomycetes; Chaetothyriales; Herpotrichiellaceae. The transcript is spliced from 4 exons. Bases 1 to 2217 code for a protein of 738 amino acids. Gene Ontology annotation, molecular function: RNA polymerase II cis-regulatory region sequence-specific DNA binding; DNA-binding transcription factor activity, RNA polymerase II-specific; zinc ion binding.